Messenger RNA from Merops nubicus (carmine bee-eater), 309 nucleotides. It is a transcript of the gene DTYMK, whose product is annotated as deoxythymidylate kinase (thymidylate kinase). The record is from RefSeq and is a predicted model, not a curated record. The annotation marks the transcript as partial. Gene Ontology annotation, molecular function: dTMP kinase activity. The transcript is spliced from 2 exons. Lineage: Eukaryota; Metazoa; Chordata; Aves; Coraciiformes; Meropidae. Gene Ontology annotation, cellular component: nucleus; cytosol; cytoplasm. Gene Ontology annotation, biological process: dTDP biosynthetic process; dTTP biosynthetic process; dUDP biosynthetic process.
AACUUCUGCCUGGACUGGUGCAAACAGCCUGAUGUGGGACUCCCAAAGCCAGAUGUGAUUCUGUUUCUUCAGCUGAGCCCGGAAGCGGCAGCGCAGCGAGGGGACUUUGGGAAUGAACGGUAUGAGAACAGCCCCUUCCAAGAGAAGGUUCUCCACUCCUUCAACCAGCUGAUGAAGGACAAGACAUUAAACUGGAAGACAAUGGAUGCUUCAAAGAGCAUAGAAGACUUGCACAGAGAAAUCAAGUCCAUUGCAGAAGAAACCAUGCAGGAGGUUCAGCAUAAACCUUUGGGAGAACUCUGGAAAUAA